Molecule: messenger RNA, 1956 nt
Organism: Helicoverpa zea (corn earworm)
Lineage: Eukaryota; Metazoa; Arthropoda; Insecta; Lepidoptera; Noctuidae
Product: zinc finger protein 883-like
Exons: 9
Coding region: 130-1710 (526 amino acids)
Biological process (GO): regulation of transcription by RNA polymerase II
Cellular component (GO): nucleus
Molecular function (GO): DNA-binding transcription factor activity, RNA polymerase II-specific; RNA polymerase II transcription regulatory region sequence-specific DNA binding
Source: RefSeq, a predicted model, not a curated record
CACGUCAAUGUCACAUAAAUUCACAGCUGUUUUCUUGUAUUUAUUUAUUUAUUUUAUUUACUGCAGAGAACUAAUAAAUAAACUGCUGAACAGUUAUAAAUAAUUGAAUGAUUAAUUAAAGUGAAUAAAAUGGAGGAAAUAAAAUAUGGUUACAUUCAAGGUCCUUUCUGUCAGGCCUGUUUAAGUUCGGACCGUAAUGUUACACCAGUCGGCGAAUUUUUUGAAAUACUUAAAAAUAUUUAUUGUGACAUAAACUACAUAUGGCCUCAACCUAUAUACCUAUGCUGGGAAUGUAUGGCUGUGCUAAAAAAGAUAAAACUUUUCAAAACCCGAGUAGCAGAAGCUCAAAAGAUUUUGAUGUACCAUUGUAAAAACAAACAGAAGUCGCUUCUCACAAGCCUAUCGAAUUUGUCAAAAACAUAUUCAGAUCAUACAAUAAAUGUCACAUAUACUGAAGGCAAUGAUGAUUUCAAACAAAAAAUAGAAAUAAAAGAAGAAUUGGAACAAACAAAUGAAGAUUACUUUAAUUUUGAACAAAAUACUGAAGAGAAUAACAGCCUACAAGAAAUAAAAAAAGAAAAUGACAUAGACAGAAAAAUAGAAAAGAAAAAAAAGAAUAAAUCUUUGCAUUACACAAUAGUCUAUGAAAGUGCCAAAAAGGUUUUAAGAAAAAAAAUCUUAAUCACAGAAGAUUGUAAAUUAUGGUUGGAAAGAGAAAAGAAUAGUGAUUUCUAUAAGAAGUUCAAGUAUAAGUGUAAAUAUUGUAUAAAAGGAUUUAACUGUAAGGAAAAACUGAAAAAACAUAUUUUGAAAUAUCAUGAUGAAUCCACAGGCCCACACAUUUGUUCAACAUGCAACACUCGUUUCAAGACUGCAUCAGAUUUAGCCACGCACGCAAAGUUGCAUCAAUAUGCUUGGCAGUGUGUCCGCUGUGGCUUCCAAUGUUAUACAGUCAGAAGAUUGAAUGCACAUAUACAUACACAUAGAACGGUUCAGUGUAAAUACUGUGAUGGGAAAUUUUAUGAUCUGGCAACAUUUUAUACUCACUACAAAUCUCUACAUAGUAUAUAUAUAUGUGACCACUGUGGGAAGCGAUGUAGGACCAAAACUAUUAUGGAAAAACAUAUGAGUGGUCAUAUAGACAGUCACUUGUGCGGCACGUGUCCCCGCCGCUACAAGUCCCGCGCGGCGCUGCGCAAACACACAGCUAUGCAGCACAGCGCGUGCGACUCCGAGCUCGCCUACUGCGUGCAUUGUGACAGACAGUUUGAUAGUGCGCUGGUGUAUAGAAGACAUGUGUUGACUAGCGCAGCGCAUCGGAGUGAGAGGGGGGUGCAAGCUAAAAAAAAUAUUCCGUGUCCGGAAUGUAGUAAUACAUAUUCAAGGAGAGCCUAUAUGAUGAAUCACUAUAGACAUGUACAUAUGAAACAGUCCAAAUAUUACUGCAAUCAGUGUGAUAGGCAUUUUCUUAACCGCACCCGUUACGUGGAUCAUAUGAGAUAUAAUCACGAAGGAGUUAAAAAAGAGAAGAAUAAACUAUGCAAUAUCUGUGGCAGAGGAUUUGCAGCAAACCGCACGCUAACAAACCACCUGCGCACGCACUCGGGCUCACGUCCUCACGCGUGCUCGUACUGCGGCGCGCAGUUCGCGCAGCGCACGUGCAUGCUGGCGCAUGUCAAGCGCGUGCACGCCGACACAAGGCGCCGCUGACGUUGUGCAUACACUAACAAACCACCUGCGCACGCACUCGUACGUAGAUAUAGCCCGCGGCAAAGUUAAUGGCGCUCCGUAACUACUUACCAAGCAUAUAUCGUCAACGUAGAGCAAUAAGCCACUAAGUCCGAAAAAGAAUAGGCAUGAUGACAAAUUUUUAAAUUCCUUUGUAUGAUGUAGGUAUACGUCUAUUUUAUAUGAAAAAUUAUUAAUUUUAAGAAAAUGCGAAGUUUUUUUAUCAAA